GCAGCGCCCCGGGUACCGGAGCCCAAGAUGUGCAGGCAGAGCAGAGGCAGCGGCUUCAGCAGCUCCGGGGCUCGAAAGAGGGACGGGGACCGGCAGUGUCGUCCAUCGCUCGUGGCAAGUCGGCUCUCCUGACCUGCCUGCCGUCCUUUUCCCCCCUCCCGGCGCUCCCCCAAAGAAUGUCAGCCAAGUCUAAGGGGACCACAUCCUCCUCCUCCGCCACCUCCUCGUCCGUGUCCUCUCCAGCCGAAGGGGUGCCGCCAGCCUCCAAAGCCAAGGUGAAGGAACAGAUCAAGAUAAUCGUGGACGAUUUGGAAUUAGUCCUGGGGGACCUGAAGGACGUGGCCAAGGAGCUGAAGGAGGUGGUUGACCAGAUUGAUACACUAACUUCUGAUCUGCAGUUGGAAGAUGAGAUGACUGACAGCUCAAAAACAGACACGUUGAAUAGCAGUUCAAGUAGCACAACAGCAUCAAGUUUGGAAAAAAUCAAGGUGCAAGGCAGUGCCCCACUCAUCAAACCCCCCGCCCAUCCAUCUGCCAUUCUAACAGUACUAAGGAAACCAAAUCCCCCACCACCUCCUCCGCGGCUGACCCCAGUGAAGUGUGAAGACUCUCACAGGCCAGUUAUCUCUGCCAAUCCUGUAAAGACUAAUGGGACUCUGCUACGAAAUGGAGGCUUACCAGGAGGACCUAAUAAAAUUCCAAAUGGAGAUAUAUGUUGUAUAUCAAAUAAUAAUUUGGACAAAGUUCCAAUGCAAUCUCUUAUGCACAGAUCUGAGAAAGACAGAUGUCCUCAGGCUGGAACACGGGAGCGGGUACGAUUUAAUGAAAAGGUGCAGUACCAUGGCUAUUGUGCUGAUUGUGACAUGCGGUAUAACAUUAAAAAUAGGGAGGUUCAUUUGCACAAUGAGCCUGCUCACAUCCCGGGAAAACUUCUUCAGCAGUGUCCUCCCUUGCCACCACCUCCUUCACCACUUCUUCCUCCCCCAUUAGAAAACGGAGGGGUGGGCAUAAGUCCCAGUAAUAGCUUUCCCCCUCUCAGACCUGCAACUGUGCCUCCACCAACUGCACCAAAACCCCAAAAGACCAUCUUGAGGAAAUCAACCACGACGACAGUGUGAUGUUUCCCACCUGGAAAACUGUUUUUGCUUUUGUUUUUUCUUAUGUACAAACAUUGAAAAAAGGUAAUGAGCACUUUCUACAAAAGCAAUAAAAAGCCCAAAUAUAUUGCACCCUUUCUUCAAUGAAGUGGCAAAGAAAUCACAUGCUCCUUCAGGCUGGAAGGUAUCUUAAUAUUUGACGACACGAUAACCAGUUCUCCCAUGACAGAUUUGACAGUGCAACCUCUUUCAGGCAAUACGAAAUUCUAACAACAGGGACUCUCCUUAGAGCAUGAACACCCUGGAGCCUGAGCACAACUGAUGACUAGUGCCAUCUGCAUUAAUCCACUGGCCUCAUUCAACAGCUAUGAGCUGAGUCCUGACAAAAGCCACAGCCUUAAGCACCAUGCACUCUGACAGAAGAAACAAAAGUCAGUUACUUUUCUGACCCAAUGCAGAAACAACAGUCGCUGAACAGCAUUCCUGUGAUCCGGCCAAAUGUGUUAAACAGAUGUAGCAAAACAAAGUUGGAAGCACUUAAAUGGAUCAGGCAAUGCCAAUGUAUUUUGGGUGGAAGAGAAGGCUAUUAUUGUCUCCUGUGCAAAUUCAAAGCCAUAGAAGAGAGACAGUUGAUGCUAAAAUGCUUGGAAAAAGGUUGUUUCCUGUCCUUUGCUGAAACAAUUCAACUGUUACAGCAUGCAUCGCAAUGCACUUCUAAUAUUUGCACUGUCAUUUUCAUUCAGGGGAAUGAUGUAAGCCAUCAUUUGCACAGAUGGCCACAUGAAAUUUUAGCCGACAAGAUGUAUGUUGAGAGUUUCAGAGCAAAAGAAAUUCAAUUUGUCUGCAAAAGGGAAGAAAACAUAAUGUCCCUCCAUCACUUUGCAGCUGGAAUCUUUUAAAAAAAAAAAAGUUGCUCCUUAGAACUGAGAUAACAAUAAUGAUAACAAGAAAGCAUCAACAAGCUAACAUGGAUUUUAGAAUCAACCUAAUUUUAAUACAUUUUUGUAUCGGUGUAAAAACAAAGAAAUUGACCGAGACAACUGGUAUGUUCCUAAUGAAUACCAACAGUAACCUCCCAAUUACUAUAAAGAAGGGGAAAAAAGCAUAUUUGUAUUACAUAUUUGACACACGACAUUUUUAUAGCUAAAGAUCUGUUCUUCAUGGAAAAUGUGUCAGAUAAAUAGGCAUUUUCAGUUUAUUUUUCUAAAUAAAUGUGUUUGUAUCAUUUGCAUUUACUUAUUUUUGCUGAAGUUCAUUACUCAACCACUAUUCUCUCUUUCACCAAAAAAGGGAAAUGUAAAGACAAGAACCAAAACAUAGAUUUUUGCCAUGCUAAAAUCAGAAUGAUUUGCAGACUGAAAGCUUUAAUAUAAAAUGUUGUUUGCAGAAUUAUAAAGUAUAUUUCUACUGGUAAAUACAUAUGGAAAGUAAGAAAGUCUGUAUUUUAAUCUUUACUUUCAAUACAUAGGUUAUUUUUACUAUUCCAAGGAAGUAAUUAGUUAGCAUAGUUCGUUGGGGAGUCUUCGAUACGAUUAAUUAUGUUGACUAUAGUUUAUAGUGAAGCUACAUGUACAUAACACAAGACAUGAUCCAGUACCUGAUCUCUGCAUGGUCAAAACGAUCUGAGGGUAGUAUAUAAUGCAGUGAGUGCUAGUAUUCAUCUCCAAAAAUAAUACACAUAUAUUAGGCCUCUGCUCCAGGGUGAGUUAUGUUAUACUGCAGAGCUGUAAUGGGAGAUAUUCAUAAGAUCAUUCCUCCAGUGUUUCCCAAUCAGGGCUUUAGUUAGCUAGGAUAGCCUCUGUGUGCAGGUGGUCCAGUUUGUAGGAUUGUGUGGCAUUUUGGAUGGAGCUGGAAGAUAAUGGAUAUAUUGAUGGGCAUCCGCAGAAACUUCCUGCUUUUGUCAAAAUGACCAAAGCAGCAAGGUGCUCCAAACUCCACCCCUUUGGGGCAUGCAUGUGAUGUCAAGGGAAAUGUAAAAAGGGUCUCUUCAGCUUUGAAGUUUCUUGGGUCAUAUAAAUUGCUCCCUUUCCAGUGUAGGCUGAUCUGUCCCCGCUCUUUCUCCUUCCCAAGAAGAUCUCAUAAUCCCAAAAUUGAUUGGUACAGGACCAGUAUGCAGUAUCAUACCUACACUUUUUGCUUAUAAAUAAAGGGCUGGAUUUGGUCCCUGAUUUGCAUAUUAUUUUCAUGAAGAGAAUUAAAUCAUUGCAUUGCAUUGAAUGAUUUUUUUUUUUUUAACUUCAAAUCUUGUAAAUCUUACAAUGGAUUUCAGGCACCUUUACAAUUGCCAUUUUUCUUCACGGGAAGAGAGACAUGUGAAAGUCAAGUUAUUCUGAUCAAUGCGUCCCUUUCAUUUGACCCAGAAAAUUCUAAUAUCAGUUCUUAAGUCAAUUUCCUUAAAAGUUAAAUUGGGAUACAAAAAAGUGAUUCUCUCUGUUUCUUCAGAUACUGUAUUUUAAGCUUUGAAUAUUUAUUUUCAUCACAGUAUUCUUUAAAAAAAAACAAAAACCCAAAAGCAUGAUAUCUGAGAAUCCUUAAAUUCUAACAAAAGUCCACUUACUGCAAAAACAGAAUGUAAAACUCUUGUGUGGCAAUGCAAUUCUAUGUUGUAUAUCUGGUUUUAGUUUUAAAAAAUAAAAAAACUUUCAGUGUGGUCUGAUACUUAAACAUGACACAUGAUACCAUGUCAUUCUUGCUUAGCAGGGAUUUAUUUCCAUGCUGUAACUUACAGUUCUUAUAACAUGUGAUUGUUGAAUGAGAUACAAUUUGGGGAAUCAGAGAAUGAGAAAUUGGGUAAGAUUGUUAAAUAUAAUUUGCAAACAGGAAGAGUUGCUGUACUCAUUCAGUGCAGUAUUUUGUUAUUAGUUCAUAGAUUCCUUUGAUGCCAGAAUUGUUUUGAAUAAAAUAUAUAUUUUCCUU
Molecule: messenger RNA, 4013 nt
Organism: Python bivittatus (Burmese python)
Lineage: Eukaryota; Metazoa; Chordata; Lepidosauria; Squamata; Pythonidae
Gene: PRR16
Product: proline rich 16
Biological process (GO): positive regulation of translation; positive regulation of cell size
Source: RefSeq, a predicted model, not a curated record